GGAGAGGAGGAACGUGAGGUGGAGGAGGAGGAAGGACAUGUCAGAGAUGUUAGUUCAGAGAGAGUUGUUGGAAUCAUCCCCUGAUGGUGUUUUACUUUUAAAUGGACUUGUAGUUGCAGCUGCCUUGGGCCUCUGCUAGAGGUGGACUUAAAGAUGUAAAAUGACUCAAAGCACUGUCCUCUGUGCCUUACAAAUUCCAACUGACGGCAGCUGAUCAACACAUUCUCCUGAUCUCAGUUGUCUCCAUUAAUAAGUGGAGGGUGAUGAGGUUGGCAGGGAGCCUGCAGCUUGUUCUGCUCUUGGCCUCGAUCACCACGGCCGCAGGCCUCAAUAUCCCUCUGGAAGUGGAGCAGCCUCCAACCAUCGUAACUCAUACAUCAGGCCCCAUUAUUGCGCUUCCCUUUGACAACACCAUUACUGUCAGGUGUGAAGCCAGGGGCAACCCACCGCCAGAGUACAGAUGGACAAAGGACGGACGAGACUUCAACUACUCGGAAUUCACAACAAACAAAACACACCGCAAAAAUGGCACUUUUGUGCUUCACAGCAAGCAGCUCUCCAAGUUCCAGGGUAAAUACCGAUGCUACGCUUCCAAUAAGCUGGGAAGUGCCAUGACGGAGGAGAUCGAGAUCAUAGUUCCAAGUAUCCCUAAGUUUCCAAAAGAAACACUUGAGCCCAUUAUUGUUCAGGAAGGUGAACCAUUCACCCUGCAGUGCAACCCUCCACCAGGCGUGGGCCCACGUCAGCUGUACUGGAUGUCUCUUGGUCUCGAGCACAUUGAGCAGGAUGAGAGGGUUUCCAUGGGAACUGAUGGCAACCUGUACUUCUCUAAUGCCUUACAGAAAGACAGUCGCAAGGAUUACUGUUGCUUCGCCGCCUUCCCCAGAAUACGCACCAUCGUCCAGAAAACCGCCAUGGCCGUUGAGGUCGAAAGCUCUGAAGCCCCCCCAGUGAGGAAACCCAGCCUGCUGCUGCCCUCUGGUGUUCAGACGAUGAAGGUGUUGUUGAAAGGGGAGAGCCUGCAGCUGGAAUGUAUACCAGGGGGCUUUCCCACUCCGAAAAUAACCUGGACAAAAAUGGGAGACGACCUGCCUGCACCGACAAAUCUGACCAACUUUCAAAGGCUGUUGACCAUUUCUGCAGUAGACGAGAGGGAUCAGGGGAAAUACAUGUGCUUGGCUGAAAACUCUGCCGGAAAGGCUGUUCACUACUUUGAUGUAAUUGUGGAAGAGCCACCAAAGUGGCUGACAGAGCCUCCUCAGAGCCAGCUGACUGUGAUUGGGUCUGAUGUUCACAUCAAGUGCUCGGUCAGUGGAAAACCAUCGCCAGACAUAACAUGGAGGAAGAAUGGGGAGAUCUUCAGAGGUGAUGAGUUGAACAAGAGGCAGGUGCUUGAUGACGUCGUGAUGCUUCAUAACGCCCAGCCAGAAGACAAUGCCGUCUACCAGUGCGAAGCCUCCAACAGCCACGGCAGCAUUCUGGCCAACGUUAACAUCAUGGUUGCGAACGUGGCUCCUCUUAUACUGACAAGAGACUAUCAAGAGUACGCUGUAGUGCUUGGAGUGGACAUUAUCAUGAACUGCAGUGUUUUCAGCUCCCCACCAUCCAAUAUCACAUGGUCCAGAGACGGGAAAACCGUAGAGGGAGAACGAUUUGUUGCUCUUGAGAACGGACAAUCACUGAAAAUCAUCAGCACGGAAAAAGGCGACGCAGGGAACUACGUGUGCGACGCCAGUAACACGGAGGGAACGUCGACUGUCACUGCUGUGCUGGAAGUAAAAGACCCCACGAAAAUAGUAGUUCCACCUCAGAAUGUGGAGAUCGUCAGUGGAACCACAGCUCAGCUGAUGUGCCAUGCAGAGUAUGAUAAAAGUCUGCAGGGCAGCUUUAAGGUGGUUUGGAUGAAGGAUGGGGAGGAGAUCCCGCUUUCCCUGGAGGAGGAUUCAAGGCACUUGGUGGACGGCGGCAGGCUGCAGAUCAUGAAUGUGAACCUGAGCGAUGAGGGAAGAUACACAUGCAUCGCCAAAACAAGCCUGGAUGAGGACAAUGCCACGGCACUGCUCACCGUACUGGAUGUUCCCGAUGCUCCAAAAAACUUUGAGAUUUCUGAUAUUAAGAGUCCGCGAGUUGUGCAAAUGUCUUGGGUACCUGGGAGUGAUCACAACAGCUCUGUAACAGAAUUUGUGGUGGAGUACGAGGAGAGCCAGUGGGAGCCCGGAAGGUGGAGGGAGCUACAGAAAGUCGCCGGUAACCAGGCAACAGCUGAGCUGGCGCUGCACGGACACCUUAACUAUCAGUUCAGAGUGUAUGCUGUUAAUGCUGUUGGACCCGGACCCCCCAGUGAGCCCACUGAGAGAUACAAAACACCCCCUGCUGGUCCUGACAGGAACCCAGAAAACAUCAAAAUUCAAGGCCAUCUUCCUCAUCAAAUGGACAUUAGCUGGGAGCCGCUGCUGCCUAUCGAACACAACGGCCCAGGCCUUGAGUACAAGGUGAGCUACCGCAAACUGGGGGUGGAAGAAGAGUGGAAGGAGCACCUGGUCAAACGGCACUCCUUUGUUGUGAGGAACACGUCCACCUUCAUCCCCUACGAGAUCAAAAUUCAGAGCAGGAACAGCCACGGCUGGGCGCCAGAGCCCAAAGUUGUUACAGGUUACUCUGGAGAAGAUGUUCCCACUGCAGCACCACGGGACAUAGCGGUGGAGGUGAUCAACACCACUGUUCUGAGAGUUAGCUGGACCCAGGUGCCUCCUGCCACAGUGCGAGGUCAUCUGGGAGGAUAUCACGUUCACUGGAUGAGGAGAAAAAGUCUGCUGAACCCCAACAGGGGUUUAGACGAGCACCACUCGUUGUCUUUCACUGGAAAGAGGAGUCAUGCCAUCGUGCCGCAACUCGAGCCUUUCUCCGAGUACAAACUCACUGUCAACGUUUUCAACAAGAAGGGCAACGGGCCCAGGAGCGAGCCGGUCACCUUCAGCACUCCAGAGGGAGUUCCAGCGCAGGUCCCCAUCCUGACCGCCUCCAACGCCCAAGAAGACUCACUGCUGCUGGUGUGGGGGCCGCCGCCGGAGGCAAACGGCAUCCUCUCCGGCUACCUGCUGCAGUACCACCUCAUUAAUGAGACCACAUUGGAGGUGGUGGAUUCCCACGAGGUGAACAUCACUGGGGCCGACACCACCCAGUGGCAACUGUGGGGACUGGAGGGGGGCAGCCUCUACCGCUUUCACCUCAGCGCCUGCACUCGGGCAGGUUGUGGACCUCCGCUGGCCCAGGAGAGCAGGGCGGUGGUGACAGGACGUGUGGCAAGUCAAGCGAGCGACUUUUCAACUCAGGGCUGGUUCAUCGGGACCAUGUGUGCCGUGGCGCUGCUCACCCUUGUUGCGCUCAUGGCCUGCUUUGUGCGGAAAAACAAAGGCGGCAAGUAUGCAGGUACGCCGCCGCCCCAGCGACAAGACAUGCUCUCCAUGGAAAAAGUGAAAGAGAAGGAGGACCUCCACCCUGACGUGGAGUCACAAGGAAUGAAUCAUGACACCUUCUAUGAAUACAGUGACAGCGAUGAAAAGCCACUGAAGGGCAGUAGCUUGUGUUCCCUGAACGGAGACGACGCGGUCGGGGACAGCGUCAGCAGAGACAGCCUGGUCGACUACGCGGACGGCGGAGAAGAAUUCGACGAGGAUGGCUCAUUUAUCGGAGAAUAUUCCGACCGCAGGCACAGAGGCUCUGUUAGCGAGCCCAGCGGACCCAGCCCUGUCACUGCAUAAAGCCGGGCUCCAAUUUGAACGGUCUACUUCAAAUCCUUUUCGAGAUCCAUUUUAAAUUCAGCUUCCCUCACUUUAAGUAUGGCUUGAAUAGCCAAAUACAGGGGGAAGAAAGAAAAAAAAAAGACUCAAACACGAAGAAAACUUUGACAGCAGACGGGUUUUAAGCGAAAGAAUUCACCCACCACACACAUCAGUAUGAGUCUUUGUACAUGCUGUAAGAGAAUGAAUGAUGUUGUUUUUUAGUGUUUCACCAUUUUAUUAAUGAGAAUAAAGUGUUUUGGUACCUAUCAGCCACAUUGAUUGUGUAUGUAAGAAAAAGUAGAAACUCCAAAAUGAUUCUUCACAUCUCCAAAUGUCAUGGCUGUCUUUUUUUUUACCCAGAAAAUGAACAUAGUGCACACAGUAGACAUGCAUAUGUAUCUACAACAUGUGUUCAAUCAUUUAGGAUACACAGUGCAGGAUGUUUAUUUAUUAAUUAUAGACAGAAUCACUCUCAUGAUUACCGAUAUCCAGUCAUAAGUGCUUUCCUGUGUUUUGCUGUACAUUUUUCACAUGUCUGGACGUGAAUAAUUUGUAAGAUUUUAUAAUCAGAUUGCAGAUGUUUUAUAUCAAUAUAUCAAACAUGUUUCUAUAUACAA
Stegastes partitus (bicolor damselfish) is the source of this 4399-nucleotide messenger RNA. Its product is annotated as neural cell adhesion molecule L1-like protein. The transcript is spliced from 25 exons. The record is from RefSeq and is a predicted model, not a curated record. Gene Ontology annotation, molecular function: cell-cell adhesion mediator activity. NCBI's taxonomy places the organism in Eukaryota, Metazoa, Chordata, Actinopteri, Pomacentridae. The coding region runs from base 264 to 3761 and encodes 1165 amino acids. Gene Ontology annotation, biological process: brain development; cell-cell adhesion; axon guidance. Gene Ontology annotation, cellular component: axon; plasma membrane.